This is a messenger RNA of Hibiscus syriacus, 1266 nucleotides long. RefSeq names its product F-box/LRR-repeat protein At3g58900-like. The transcript is spliced from 2 exons. Bases 1 to 1266 code for a protein of 421 amino acids. Gene Ontology annotation, molecular function: protein binding. Lineage: Eukaryota; Viridiplantae; Streptophyta; Magnoliopsida; Malvales; Malvaceae. The record is from RefSeq and is a predicted model, not a curated record.
AUGUUUCAUGUUAUUUCUCUUACUCGAAAGUGUCUUCAUGGCUUGUAUUUUGAAGAAUCAGUUUCCUUUUUCCAGGAACGUGAUGAGAAUUCGAUGGAUCGGAUAAGUGAAUUGCCUGAAGAACUGCUUGUGCGUAUUUUAUGUUCUCUAUCCCUAAAGGAAGCGGCGAGAAACAGCGUCGUUUCACGAGUAUGGCGAGGUUUAUGGAAGUUCAUCACCUGUAGUCUAAAGUUUGAAGCUUCACAGACGUUUCGGCCGAAUCUCAAAGAGCUGCGGAAAGAGAGGGGUUGCUAUGUAGAAUGGGUUACUCACGUUCUGAACUCACAUGAAGCUCCAACUAUAGAUGAGUUGAGAGUUUCUUUUGAUUUAACUCAACGACAUAGUCAUAACAUCGACCGAUGGAUCGGGAUUGCAUUAAUGAAGAGGGUUAAAAGGCUUGAACUUGAUUUCACACCAUGCAGAUUGAUUCACUGGAACGACGGUGGACAUUACGUGUUUGCAGAUCGAUUUUGCGGUUCACCCGACAUUAAAUUCCUUACUAGUCUCUGUUUCAAACAUGUCGAAGUGAGCGGUACGGUUCUGGAGACUUUCCUUUCCGGUUGUCCCUUACUCGAAACGUUGCACGUCUCACACUCACCAUCGGAACGGCUAACGAAUCUGAAUGUUUGCGGUUCAUCGCUGAGGCUGAAACACCUGCUUAUAUCUUUCUGCAAUGCGAUCAAGAGCAUUGAAGUUCAUGCACCAAAUCUGGUUUCUUUUGAAUAUAGUGGAGAUGAAUCUAUAGCAUUGCGUAUAGGACUGAAAUAUGUUCCCAAGCUUCGUGAUGUAUCUUAUGGUAUACCUUACGGGGCACCAUGGGACUCCAUUAAAGGUGACUUCAACUUUUGUCAAGCCUUUCCAGCUGCCUAUCGGUCUCUGGAACAAGGUUAUGCAAUUAGACUGAAGAAAGGAAGCGAAGCCAUCGGGCGGUUGAUCGAUGAAGUGACGACGAUGAUAAACGACGACGGAAAACGAUCAAAGAUGCUGAACUUGAAGGUGGUGGAGAUAGAUGGCUUUGUUGGGGCUAAAGCAGAUAUUGCACUCCUUGUUUACUUGUUUUAUACUGCUUUAAACCUUGACAACAUUGUGAUCAACACUUGCCCUCCUCAAUGGGACUGUCCAAACCUGUUUGAUGUACAACGAAUGAGACAAGAAGAUGCUAGAAUGCUUGCCUAUUAUCUCAUCCUGGAGCAUCGACCUCAAGGACUUAAAUGUCUGGUGCUCUGA